Molecule: messenger RNA, 801 nt
Organism: Geodia barretti
Lineage: Eukaryota; Metazoa; Porifera; Demospongiae; Tetractinellida; Geodiidae
Source: the annotation of a GenBank genome assembly
AUGCAGGAGCACGGCAUCGUGGGCAUCGAAGGGGUGGACACGCGCUCCCUGGUCAUCCACAUACGCGAGCGGGGCGCCCAGGAAGGCGUCAUCUCCACGGUGAGCCGUGAUUCCGCGGAGCUGGCCGCCAAAGCACAACAUAUCGAGGGACUUGUCGGCAGGGAUCUCGUGAAGAACGUGACCUGCCAGGAGCCCUACCGGUGGGACCAGGGCGGCUGGCGGAUGGGAGGAGGUUUCGGUCCGGGCCGGGAGCCGGAAUUUCACGUGGUGGCAUAUGAUUACGGCAUCAAGUUCAACAUCCUGCGAGGUCUCGUGGAUGCCGGCUGUAGCGUAACGGUGGUGCCCGCGUGGACGCCCGCGGACGACGUCCUCGCGCUGGAACCGGACGGCAUCUUCCUGUCCAACGGUCCCGGGGACCCCGCGGCCGUCCCGUACGCCGCGGACAUCGUGCGGCAGCUCGUGGGCCGGCGCCCCAUCUUCGGCAUCUGCCUGGGACACCAGAUCCUGGGGCUGGCCAUGGGCGGGCGCACCUUCAAGCUCAAGUUCGGGCAUCACGGCGGCAAUCAGCCGGUCAUGGACCUCACCACCGAAAAGGUGGAGAUCACCACCCAGAACCACGGCUUCGCGGUGGACGCCGAUUCCCUCAAAGGCGCGGUGGAGGUGACCCACGUGAACCUCAAUGACCGGACCGUGGAGGGGCUCCGGCACCGCGAGCACCCGAUCUUCUCGGUCCAGUAUCAUCCCGAGGCGUCGCCGGACCCCACGACGCGGCGUACCUCUUUUCCCGUUUUCGCGAGUUGA